UAGGGUUCUUACGCGUCUGUGGCGCGGCUACCGAGAGCCAGGUGGAGGCGGAGCUGCUGAUACCUUUUCGCUCAGGCGCCUGAACUCUUCCAGGACCCGUGAUGCCUGAUGCCGAGGACGUUGCGUGGGGCGAGGAAUAGUCGGGGUUGAGCCUCAGCAGAUCCUAGGGCCCACCUCAGUUGAAGAAAUGAGUGGUGGAUUGGCUCCAAGUAAAAGUACAGUAUAUGUAUCCAACCUGCCCUUUUCCUUGACAAACAAUGAUUUAUACCGGAUAUUUUCCAAGUAUGGCAAAGUUGUAAAGGUUACUAUAAUGAAAGAUAAAGAUACCAGGAAGAGUAAAGGGGUUGCAUUUAUUUUAUUUUUGGAUAAAGAAUCUGCACAAAACUGUACCAGGGCAAUAAACAACAAACAGUUAUUUGGUAGAAUGAUAAAAGCAAGCAUUGCUAUCGACAAUGGAAGAGCAGCUGAGUUCAUCCGAAGGCGACACUACUUUGAUAAAUCUAAGUGUUAUGAAUGUGGGGAAAAUGGUCACUUAAGUUAUGCCUGUCCUAAAAAUAUGCUUGGAGAACGUGAACCUCCAAAGAAGAAGGAGAAAAAGAAAAAAAAGAAAAUCUCUGAACCAGAAGAACAAAUUGAGGAAGUAGAAGAAAGUGACAAUGAAGGGGAAGAUCCUGCUCUUGACAGUCUAAGUCAAGCCAUAGCUUUCCAGCAAGCCAAAAUUGAAGAAGAAGAAAAAAAAUGGAAACCCAGUUCAGGGAACCCAUCAACAUCAGAUGAUUCAAGACGCCCACGGAUAAAGAAAAGCACAUAUUUCAGUGACGAGGAGGAACUUAGUGAUUAAAAUUAAUAUCAUGUAAAUAUCAUUAAAAUUAACAAAAAAUCUUGGAGUACAAAGUUCAUUUGGGGACUAAAGAUUACUUUUGGAACUUUCAGCAUAAGAACACUUGUUACCAAAUAGUUUUUUACUAUAAAAUAGUUCAUAGGAAAUUGAAAAAUAAUUUUAAAAUAUCAUGUUUUUAUCUUACCUUAGCAGAGUAAUAAAAACCAAGAAUUCGUUGAUAACCAUUAAUUCUGAAAACAGCAAAUUUUAAUAAGAAAACUUAAUGUUAUUUUGGUAAUGUUAGUGUCAUCCCAAGAAAGAAAGCAGAUAUUACAAAGGUUUAUUUGGGAGGUUCAUUAUAAAAGCUGUAUUCACAUCUGAUUGGUUUACAUGAGUACUUUUGAAAUAACCUUAAUCUUUAAAACAAAAACUUCCUAAAAGCUGAAAAAAAAUGAAUGAUUUAUUAUUAAAUGUUAAUAAAAUUUUCAAGAGAAUUUUGUUGUUAAAUAUGGGCAUUUUGUCUUCUUCUUUUAGCUUUAUCGCAAUCUGGAUAAAUUAUAAGUACCCAUAAAAUAUAAAGUAAAAUGUGUAACUCUGAAAGGCUUAUAACCAAACACAGCAGUUUUCCGUCUGCACUGCCUUACUGCCCAAUUCUAUUCCCCAGAAGCAACUACUCGUAACUUCUUCAACUGUUUCAUUACAUACAUAUUGCUAAAUAAUAUACAUAUAUUUCUAUUAAUUCAUUACCUAAUAUAUUUUUAAUUGACUUUGAGGCCAUAAAGGAGAAUUUUUCUUCCAUCUCUUAUACUCCUCUUAUACUCUCUUCCAUCUUCCCAAUAUGAUCAUGUUAAAUUUUUUGGUUAAACCUAUAUUUGUUGUUUUUGUUUUUAUGACCAUAUAAACACUCUUCGCUCCUGACCCAAGGAGCGUGCUAUGAUUACAUUUUUCCUAAAGUAAUAAUUGCCUCGUUUUUGCAUGUGUUUGUUUUAUAACUAAGUUGUUUCAUACUUUUUGACAAUAGUUACAUGGGAAUAGGAUAAUGGAGUCUUUAAUUUUCUACUUUGUAUGUUUUUAUACUGUUCAAAUGUUUUAUAAAAAGAACAUCCAUUUAUUACUUUUUGUAUACUAAAAGAUUUGUCACAAAAUAUAUAAAAGUUUAUAGAAAUACCUAAAUACACAGACAGUAGUAGAAAAUGGGCUCAUGGCAUAAACAAUAUACAGAAAUAAAAUUGAAAUGAUAAACAUGAAAAAUACUCUUUCUCAUUAGUUAAUUAAAUAAAUUAUAACCAGUGAAACAUUAUUUUGUACCUAAUUUUAGAAAAAAAAAGGAAACAUACUUUAUUGUUGAUGAGAGUGAGGUAAAGUACUUGUGGUAUUGUAAAUUGGCACAUUUCUGAAGGGUAAUCUAACAAUAAGUAUCAAAUACUAAAUUUGUUCUGUUCUUUAAAAACAAAUUACAUUCUGUUUUAUUUUAAGGUUCUAAUAGGAAAUAUACCCAUUUAUGUACAAAGAUAAAUAUUGUUUUUAAAACUCAAAAGAUGGCAAUAAUGCCAGCAACAAAAUACUUAAAGCAUGAUACAUCCAGAAUGAUAGAGGAUUAGGAAGCAUUGAAAUGGUAUUUUUAAAGAAUUUUAUAUGAUGUGGAACAGCAUUCUGUAUAUAAUGUUAAGUUCAAAAUACUUGCUAUAUAUGGGUACACAUAUGGAUAGAAAAACAAAAGCCCACUACUAAGGUAAUGCAUAGUGGUUAAGAGUAUAGUUUCUAUUGGCAGACAAACCUAGGUUCCUGUGGCUAUGUUGCCACUUAGCAGCUGUUGGCACGAAGUAAUUUACUUGACCUGAGUUAUUGGAAAAAUAAAAAGGUACAAACAUCAUUGACUGGAAGUACUGUGUAAAGAGCAGUUAGACCACCAAACGCACCCUUCCCCGUCUUUCUGAACCAUGACAACUGCAGUCUCUUUCCCCUCCCUAUUGUCCAGAAUACCAUCAGAUAACCUUGUUCACCUCAGGCAGGAGAUUGACGGGAAAGACAAUAAAUCAUUAAUAAGCUAAUUAAAUACUAAACCAUGAGUGAAAAAAGUCUGUCACCAAGGCAAAUCAUUAUGAAGUUUCACAACACCAACAACAAAACACAAAAACCUAAAAGCUUCUAGGGGUAAGGUGGGAAACAGGUCAGAAACGAUCAGUUACAAGAAAAGCAUUAGACUUCUCAACAGCAAAAUGGGAAGCUGGAAGACAAUAGGGUAACUGCUUCAGAAUACUGAGGUAAAAUGAUUUUUACCCACAGUUCUAUACCUAGCCAAGCUACCAAUCCAUUGUGAGGGUUUAAAAAAGUUUUAGUUGUUCAAAGACUCAAAAGUUACAUAUCCUUUAAUAUCUUUUCUCAAAAAGGUACUAGAAGAUAUGUUCUACUAAAACCAAAAAAAGGAGGACAAGUGACCUAGGAAACAGGGAUCUAACACACAAUUCACAGGAUAAAUGCAAGAGAUAUCUGAGGGGAUGAACUAUCAGUUUAGCGAUCUAGCAGCUCUGAGGAAAUGGGAGAAUAGCGGAAGCUAUGGGAAUCAUGCUAAGGCAUUGUCUCUCAGUACCACAGUUACGGAUGAACCGUCAAAGACAACACCAUCCUCAGUGACCACCACCCCCUUCCAAGCACUCCCUGCCACAUCAUCCUUGUCUGUCUGGCAUGGCUGUGUUUGUGGCGAGCCUCAGAAAUACUCUUCUUAGUGCAACUGUCUAGGCUAGAGCAGUGUAUUUAUUGAAUUCCAUUUUUAAAACGAGAAGUAAUAUCUGAUUUUUCAAGGGGUAAAAAAAAGAUAUACAUGUGGAUU
Molecule: messenger RNA, 3650 nt
Organism: Trichechus manatus latirostris (Florida manatee)
Lineage: Eukaryota; Metazoa; Chordata; Mammalia; Sirenia; Trichechidae
Gene: ZCRB1
Product: zinc finger CCHC-type and RNA binding motif containing 1
Exons: 8
Coding region: 188-841 (217 amino acids)
Biological process (GO): mRNA splicing, via spliceosome
Cellular component (GO): U12-type spliceosomal complex
Molecular function (GO): zinc ion binding; RNA binding
Source: RefSeq, a predicted model, not a curated record